GAGGAGGGUUCGGCUGCUGCUGCGCAGGGCCUGAUGGAGUUAAAAGAUUUGCGGCUGCCUGCAAACUUGCAGGAAACACCCGAGCAUCAUUUCCUACUUCUGAAAGCCCAGCUGCCCUGCAGGCUCAGGAAGGUUUUGGGGUGCUCGGAAGGAUGCUGCUUUGGGGACCCCCAGUGGGGUCAUGGUGAUGGGGACAUCCCAGGGAUGCUGGUACGGGGACGCAACAGCGAUGGUGUGACCUACAUUUGUGACAAGGAGGUCCCCAGCCUGCCGCCACUGGGCCAUGAAGCGGCACAAGUGACGGGCAUGCCGUGCCCGCGGGCCAUGGCCAGCCCAGCACCAUGGCUGCGCUUGACACAAACAGAGCUGACGCGCUGGGAGGGAGAGGAGGAGGAGGAGGAGGAGGAGGAAGACGACUUUAAAAGGCAGAUGGAUGAGGAUGGGGUCAUCGGUCUGGGGGAAGAUGCCGUGAGCCCACCAUGGGGCGAUGGCGAGGACGCGGAGGAGGGGUCUGCAGCGGACGAGGGUCGCUGGCACCUGCCGCGGGAACUGGAGGAGGAUGAUGAGGAGCGGGGCAGCUCUGGGGGGGAUGAGGGGCCCUGGGAGGCAGAGAGCGAUGGGGAGCCCUACCCUGAGCUCUCUUACGAGGGCCAGUGGGGCUCGGGCUCCAGCCCCGAGGCGUUGGGGGACAGCCAGGCUCUCUGCCAGCCCCACGGCUGCAGCACGGAUGGUGCUGACAUCUCAGGGCUGUCGGACACCAGCCCUGGCCCCACCACCCCAUCCUGCCGGCGCCGGGGCUGGAGCACAGCCAGGAACACCGGCGAGGGGCACGGGCAGGGCUGGACCGAGCCAGAGCCUCCUGCUGCCCCUCUCACUGGCGACCUCCGCGAUGCCACCAGCGUCGAGCCCAUCCCCACAGCCCAGCUGGCUGGGAUGGGGCCGCCUGAGCCUGGCACCGCUGGCCUGGCACCCACCAGGGAGCCCUGGGGUGCUGGGACCCCCCCUGCACCCCAGCUGCACAACAGGGUGCCCAAGAGAGGGGUGCCCGUGGUGCUGCCCCCCAAACGCGGCCGGCAGUCGCGGUCCCUGAGCCCCCGGCAGCGGCACAAAGGGGUCAAGGAGGUGACGGCUCCCUCGGGAACGGGCACCAGCGCGGCCGACAGCACCCAGUACGGCCGCGGGCGGCUCAACCACCCCCUGCCCGACCUCUCCAAGGUGGAGGCGCGGGUGAAGUUUGACCAGAGCUACCAGCCACCACGGAGCCGAGCCCUGCCUGCCCGCCCCAGUGCCCUGGGUGGCCCCAUCGGCUUCAAGUCCCCGGCUGAAAUCGUCCGGGAGGUGCUGCUGAGCAGCGGGGAGGGGGUCCCCCCACAGCCCCCCACCACUGCUGGGCUGCCGCAGGAGUUCAGGUCCCCCAGGCAAGCCACCCAGCUGGUGCAGCAGCUCCAGGAUGACUACCACAAGCUGCUGACAAAGUACGCUGAGGCGGAAAACACCAUCGACCAGCUACGCCUGGGCGCCAGGGAGCUGCGCGCCGUGGAAGGGGAGAUUUUCCACUUGGGGCUGCGCCUGGAGGAGCUGAAGGAGCGGCUGGAGCCGGGGGCCCGGCGGCAGCUCCCCUCACAGCGCCUGGCGCAGCCUCACACCCCUCCAGCCCCUUCCUCACCCCCAGACACCCAUUCCCCGCACCCCGAGAUCCCUGUGCUGGUGGAGGGUCCCCAGGAGACAGCGGAGGAUGGCAAGGCAGUGAUGGGGGGGUUGCCCCGGCCCCUCUGGCACAAGCAGCUCCAAGUGGAGGAAGAUUUCGGUGAUCUGCUGGAGCAGUACAAGCACUUCAAGUCCUUGCCGGAGUCGCUGAGCCUGGAGCAGCUGAGCCUGGCAGAGAGCGAGACCCAGGAGGAGGCGGAUGGACCUGCAGCAGGGUUCGGUGGCCCCAGCAAGGUCUCCUGCAGGACACGGUCACUGGAGGAGGGGACAGACCCCGAGACCUCCCCCUUGCACCCCCCGCAGUGGACAGCCACACCACUGCCCCCCAGGGAGCCCCCGUGGCCAGAGGGGACACAGGUCCACCCGUCCCCUGCCACUGCUGAGGAGCCACCGGCCACAGCCAAGCCCCCCCCAGGGCUCCACGAGCCACCGCGGGGGCCCCAGUCCUGCUGCAGCAGCGGGAGAGGCAGUGCUGCUGCCCAGCCCCAGCCCUGCAAGGAGCAGCGCAUUGUGUCACCAGAGACGGACAGCGGCUUCGUGGGCUCAGAGGCCAGCAGGGUGUCACCCCCUGUGCACACCCCCGAGCACCGGCCGCCCGGCACUGGGACCCCUCGCUCACUGGGACUCUCCAUCCCCGUCCCCACUACCCUCCGUCCUCUGCGGAAAAGAGAGGCAACCACACUGCCCUCUGAGACAGCGCUGAUGGGCAUCUACCCUGCGGGCAGGCAGGGUGGCGCAGGGGGACCCUGCCUGCCCCCCAGCACCCCCUUGCAGAGCAGCUCCCCCCACCGAUGGGCUGAGAGUGCAGGCAGCGAGGCGGGACCCGACGGUGAUGGCACUCACACGGACUCAGAGGUGGAAGGCAGGAGUUGUGCCAGCACCGGCGGUCACCUCCCCGCCAUGGCCAGGGGCCCAGCCAGCCCCCCACCGUCUCCUGAAACACUGUCCCCCACCCCGCUGUCCCCCAACCCAUCAUCUCUCCAGCCGGCUCACUGCGACCUGCUGGGCUCCCGUCUGGAGCGUGACCAGGCCAUCCGGGCGCUGCGGGACGAGGUGUGGCGGCUGCGGCGGAGGCUGGAGGAGAGCCUGCGCCACUUGAUCUGA
Athene cunicularia (burrowing owl) is the source of this 2811-nucleotide messenger RNA. It is a transcript of the gene AKNA, whose product is annotated as AT-hook transcription factor. Gene Ontology annotation, cellular component: centrosome. The record is from RefSeq and is a predicted model, not a curated record. Gene Ontology annotation, biological process: neuroblast delamination; neuroblast division in subventricular zone; epithelial to mesenchymal transition. NCBI's taxonomy places the organism in Eukaryota, Metazoa, Chordata, Aves, Strigiformes, Strigidae.